Symbiodinium necroappetens is the source of this 2775-nucleotide messenger RNA. NCBI's taxonomy places the organism in Eukaryota, Dinophyceae, Suessiales, Symbiodiniaceae. The record is from the annotation of a GenBank genome assembly.
AUGCUGAGCAGUAAUUCGCUGGCGGCAUCGCUAGGUGCGGACUAUGCUGCGCCACGCAUGCGAUCUACACCGCCUGGACCACCUCCGCCGCAGUUCCCGCGGGCCCCGGCAGCGCCGCCCAGCUAUGGCACCCGAGCAGCGAGCACGGGCUUGCCAAGAAGACCGCUUAAAGCACCGACCGGUGGGCGACAGAUGUCCGCUAAAACGACAGGUCGCAGGCGGCUGCUGCCCAAGAUCAACCGAAGUGAUCCCCUUGCGGAUCCUCCAGCUCUGACGGAGUUCGAUCUGCAGGCCGGCCUUUUGGAUCUCGCCGCUCGUGGCUUCAUCCCUCCGGCAGCGGACCUGACGCCUGCGAUGGAGCGAGGCAUGCCGUGCCUCAUGCAGCGGCCAGCUUUGGUCUACGACCAGGCGCUGAAGCAGGAACGGCAUGACCUCAGAGCCGAGGACCUGGCCAAGGUGAGGCUGGAUCUGCGAGAACAUGUCCUUCGGACUCUGGGGCCUCCAGAGGAUCCACCCAGCUCAGAGGCUUCACAGGCCCGUACUUCCCAGUUACCGCCUCUGCCCGCGCUUCCCGCCCCGCCUCAACCGGCGGCUGGAUCUGUGGCAGAGGCUUACGGAACUUUCUGCACCGAGCUGCUGGAUGCAGCGGGCGACGACUCUGCAGUUUUGGAGGCUGUCUCAGCAUUGCCUGCCGGUCCGACGAAGGCCGAAAUCCAGGAUGCAGCAGCAUCACUUAUAGCAGCAGCAUGGCGCAUGACAGCACAGCGAAGGAGGUAUCUGGAGCUGCGGACCACGCACAGGGCAGCUCGUUGCAUUCAAUCUGGCUGGCACACCUGCUUGGUGAGAAGCGCCACUCGGCAAGAGCUCAUGCGGCGUGAGGAGGAGGAGCGAAAGCUGCAGACAAUGAUGAUGUAUCAGAUUGGUCAGGACUGGUUUCAGGCGAAAGCAAUGCGCCGGGUGGAGGUUCACAUCUGCUCCUUGAGCAUCGCAGAGCAUCGACGCCGGCGCAUGGAUGGCUACCAGGUCAUGCAAGCUGCCCAGAUCGCUCGCAUCUUCCGCCUGGCAGACGCCAAACGGGAUAUCAUCUUUGUGGCUCCAAAGCACAUUCACGAGGAUGUGCUGGACUAUUACUCCAAGAUCAUGCAGUUUAGGGGCAUACAGAAUCCUCCUGGUCGAUUUCAGGUCGUGGUACCGGAAAACAUCGACCUUAAGGACAAGAUGUCUCUUACACAGGCCCUCCUGUGUUCGCCGAAGGCGCUGAAGCGUGUCCGAAGACUGGUCAGCAACCGCAUGGCGAUGCUGAUUCCGGAAGCGGUCACUCAUGUCGAGGCGAAGCUCAGUUGUGCUCUGAGGCUGCCUCUCAUAGGCCCCAGCUCGAGGAACAUGUCGCUCCUGGCAUCGAAGUCCAAUGCCAAGAAGCUGACUCAGCUGGCCCAGCUGCCAGUGGGGCCCUGGGCGGUGGAUAUCUACGACGAGGAUGAAUUCUUCACCUGCCUUGCUGGGCUCGUGAUCAAGCACCCAAAGGUGCGGACGUGGCUUUUCAAGAUCGACGACGAGAGGGGCUCCCGGGGCACAGCCUACAUCGACCUCUACAAGCUGCACCAGGUCCAGCAGAGCGUCAACGCUUCGGCACCGGCACUUCUAGGUCAAGACCCUGAUGGUUUGGGUGCCACGGCUGCCGAGGACGAGGAGCCUGCCAUUAUCGGUGCCGAUGCCACUGAGGUUCGUGCCGCGCUGCAGCAUCACGUGCCGAAGAGGGCUGUCCUUUGUCAUCGGCAGGUGUACGGUGACUUCGCCUCAUGGCUAGCAGAAGCUUGCCGCAUUGGCUGCGUCAUUCAGGCUGCGCCUGAGAACAUGAUCUCCCAGACCAGCGUGCAUUUCCAAGUUGCUCCAGAUGGCGCUAUUGACAUCCUCGGUACAUCGGAGGCUGUUAUGAGCACCCCCUUCGUGCGAGCUGCCUCCUGGUACCCGCACUCACGAGGAAGCUUUGAGGUUCUUCAGGAAGUGGGUUAUCGACUCGGCCGCUGCCUGGCAGCCAAGGGCUUCAUGGGCUUUGCAUCGGCUGAUGUGGUGUUCUUUGACAACCCAGAGUUUGAUGCCAACGAUUUCGUGUCGGAGCCUCGCGAGUCGACGCCUGCAAUCAUCGGCAGCGACACGCCGGUGAACCCGGAGGACCUCAUGUUUGGCAACCUCCGGUCACCGUCGCCUGACAUUAGCGUGGACAACGGCGACCUUCGACCGUCGGCAGACAGCUUGCCUGAAAGUAGGCAGGCAGAUUACAAUGCUGCGCUUCAGGUUCACGAGGAACAGUUGAAGCGGGAGAACCAGUCCUUCGAUCCUGUGAGCCUCAUGCUGGGCGGGCCCGAGCAGGGUGCUGGCUCGACGUUGAGCCCUUUCGCUUGCUGGGUGGUCGAUGUGGACGCGCGCCUGACGGACGAGGCUGCUAUGCUCUUCCCGCUGAAGUUCAUCGCCCAGGUGAAGCAGGAUCCCAUGCACGGGCUCAUGCUGUCGGAGGCGCAGGAUUCGGAUUUCAAGGCUCAUCAGGAGCUUACGGAGGAGGAAAGACUCCUGCGCUCUCAGCGCUGGGCAAUGGUGAACUGCGUUGCGCUGGCCCCACAGCUGGAAAAGAUGAGUCACCAGGUGCUGUUUCAGGCUGGUCUGCGCAUGUGGCAGUGUUUCACUUUGGGCCCGGCUUGCCAGAAAGCUGAUGCAUUGUACUCCCAUGCACUAGAACCCCAAGGCUGUCGACCUGGAGAGUUCAAGAAAGUGCACUGA